AAUUUACAGUAUAAAUAAAUAAUAUUAUUAUGGUUUAGUCUGGUUUAGUAUUUUAUUUUGAAGCACCGCUGUCUUCCCAGACGACCGUAUAAAAUAAAUAGUAAAUACCAUAAAUUGUACUGGUAAGGACGCGUUCCUUAUCAUUUAUCAGAGAUCGAAGUAACGAUUGAUCCUCAAAAAGUCAUGUCAAGUUAAUCGUAAGCUGCCGAGAUUUUUAUUUUCAAUUUUUUAUUAUUAAUAAUCAUUAUAAUUCUCCGACCAUGACUUAUAUCAUCUCUGGAUAAUGCACGCCCGCUCGUAUUCGGCCGCGAUUUCACAAACGUUUAUUCAUCACUCAACUUAACUACUGUUGUUAAUCGUUGUUGCUGCGCACCUAACGUGUGUCUAAAAAAACGAUCGUCGAUAAGAAGUUGCGUCGUAUUCGCGAUUGUGGCAACCAUUUUAUCGUCGUUUGAAAUGUUUUCCAAAUAACAGUAGACUGUGAGCUAUGUGCGUUUCAGAGUUUUGUGCACUAAAAGUGCUCGUAUUCGAUUUGUAUUGACUUAUUGAAAAUUAUUUUUUAUGAUAUACGUGAUGUUUUAAAGAAUUACUACUUUUAGCUGUUUGAACUAAAAGACUUCAUUAAUGUCGCAAGAUAUUAGCAAUACUGAUAAAAAACCAACAUGGAUAUUACAUAGCACAGCUGGUGCGUGUAGUGGAGCUUUUACACGUUUGAUUUGUCAACCAUUUGAUGUACUCAAAAUACGAUUUCAGUUGCAAGUCGAGCCUUUAUCGAGAAAUUCGAAUAACUCUAAGUACAAAUCUAUUCACCAAUCAAUUAGUCUCAUAUAUAAAGAAGAAGGUUUUAAGGCGUUAUGGAAAGGUCUUUUACCUGGACAGUUCUUAUCAACUACCUAUGGAUUAACACAAUUUCUAGUCUUUCAAAAAACUUUGGCAUUGCUAUCAAUAACAGAAAAAGAAUUAAAUCAGACCUCUAGUGUUCAUUUUCUGUGUGGGGUUACAUCCGCUACUACUGCUACUUUGGUGUCAUAUCCAUUUGAUGUCGUGCGCACUCGACUGGUUGCUCAAAAAUCUAAUCAGAUCUAUGCAAAUAUGAGAAGUGUGGCCAUAUCUAUGUUUAGGACAGAAGGUGUAUCUGCAUACUACAGAGGGUUUUUUCCUACUAUAAUGCAAAAUGCAUUGCAAGUUGCUCACGACAACCGCAUAAACAGUGUGAAACAAUUUAGUUCUGGAUUUUUAGCGGGUGUAUCAGCAAAAAUAAUUGUGUAUCCACUAGAUGUAAUAAAAAAACGGCUACAAUUACAAGAUUUUAUUCAUUCAAGGGAUGGUUUCGGCAAGAAAUUUAUAUGCAAUGGAUUAUUGAAUUGUAUCUAUGUGACAGUUAAAGAAGAGUCUAUUCGUGGUUUUUUUAAAGGGCUCUCUCCAUCAUUGAUAAAAGCUGGAUUUACAACUGCGUUACAUCUAACCCUUUAUGAACAAACCUUUAAGUUACUUCAAUCUUUAGUCAACAAUUUCUAGUUAUUAGCUAUUAAGUAUUUUAAUAACCAUUUUUUUUUUUUUUUUUUUCAGAAACAUAGU
Messenger RNA from Melanaphis sacchari, 1578 nucleotides. RefSeq names its product mitochondrial thiamine pyrophosphate carrier-like. Lineage: Eukaryota; Metazoa; Arthropoda; Insecta; Hemiptera; Aphididae. Gene Ontology annotation, cellular component: mitochondrial inner membrane. Gene Ontology annotation, biological process: thiamine pyrophosphate transmembrane transport. The coding region runs from base 625 to 1518 and encodes 297 amino acids. The transcript has 6 exons. Gene Ontology annotation, molecular function: thiamine transmembrane transporter activity. The record is from RefSeq and is a predicted model, not a curated record.